Molecule: messenger RNA, 7338 nt
Organism: Pocillopora meandrina
Lineage: Eukaryota; Metazoa; Cnidaria; Anthozoa; Scleractinia; Pocilloporidae
Source: the annotation of a GenBank genome assembly
AUGGCUGCGCAGCAAGUACAGGAGUACUUAGAAAGACACCGCAUAGGAGCUUUAUUUGAGGUAACGAUGUACAUUUUUACGCGCUUUAUUCCGACCCCAACUUUUGAUCAAAACUUCGAAUUGAAUAAAUGAAAAACUGACCACAAGUGCUUACACACCUUCUAAGGGUUUGAAGAAAACAAACUAAUUAGACUCCCAGUUUGUGAUUUCUACUAGUUACCGCUUGUACUUAAAAUCGAGCAUGUCUAGGGAAACAUUCAGUCUCAACAUUAUUCCUUAUCAUAAUAAAAAAGCACAUCGUGCAUUAUUUAGCUUAUGCUAACUGUAGAAUACAGAGGUGAGAAAUAGGAAUGGUGUCUUGAUAUGUUUUUUUCAGGUUUUUCCAAAAGAAAUCGUUAUUUAUUAUUCUUGAUUUCUUUUCCGUCUUCUGGGCUAGCUUCACAUCAAAACGUUCAUAAUUUCGCAAAUUUACGAUACAAUUUCAGCAUAUAUUGUUCUCAAAUAAUUUUGGCGGAGCAGGGCGUUGAGGUCCGUUUUUAAAUUCAAAAGAGAGGGGGAUCUGCUUGAUGCGGGUGAAAAGAGCGAGGCAGAUUUAUAUUUAUAAUCUGUUAAGGGGUUUCCCUUGAUCCCAAGCUCAACUUUUUUCUUAGUCACCAUUUUUUGACUUCAAAUUGUGUGACAUGAAAUAGUUGCCGUAGGGUCAAAGUUUUCAACAUAUAUAUUGUAAUGUUGUUUGAAAUUUUUUUUACAACUUUUAUUUUAGGAUCUUAUGGCAAAAGUGAUCAAGGAUACACCUGACGAUCCAGUUGGUUAUCUGAUUAAAGUUUUGAAAAAGUUGUAUUCUGAAGGGUCUAAGGUGAUAGUCAUCUCAGUUUGUUCCAAAAAUUUACCACAUCAUAUAUCCCUUAGACAUUAUUCUUUAGCUGGGGAGGAUUUGCACUGAUGUCUUGUUAGUCUUGGUCCAGAUCCCACCAUGGGACUUGCAAUUAACUGCUUACAGAUAUUUUUAUUCUCAUCUGUAAUACCAUCCAGGUGUGUCUUGCUGUAAGCAGAAUUUUGCUCAUCACUAACACUGGAAUAUGUCCAUGGAAGUUGGGCAGAUUAAUUCCCAAACCUGUCAGAUUAUGAUUUCUUAAUGCGAUUAUGAAAAUAUCUCGGGUAUUCAAAUAAUAAACAGUUAUUGAACUCAGUUGUGGCAAAACAUUCCUAUUAUACAACUUCUCAGAGAUCAGUUAUCAUCCCCAGCCUUUGGUUCUAUUGAAUAAUUUAUCUACUUUUCACAAAAAGUCAGAAUACUUUGUGAAACCUCAUUCAAUAAUUGUUCAUUUUAAUGAUAAAAAUCUCAUUUUUGUCCAGAGACCAGGGCACACUGGACAAAAGCUAGUGUUUCUAAGUCAUAGGAACACAUAUUGUUUGUUAUCCCAGAUACUUGUACAUGUAAGUAAUGAAAUGUAUCUUUGUAAACAGGGGCAUGGAUCAUCCCUACCUCCUUCAGGAUCAAAGGUAUCUUUUGCAAGAUCUAUGGGUGUCUCAGGGUCACCAGUUGCACGGCAUUCACUUGAUGAUGGUAAGCCAAUUAAUAAUACUAUACUAUAGGUUGGUAACCCUGAACAUAAUAUACAGCUCUUCCUCUUUCUGUCAGUUUUUAAAUUUUUCCUUGAAAUUUAUGAAAUGUGUUCAAACAGUAUGAGGUUAUUUGAUAGGUCAAAAAAAGGCACCUUUAUUUACUCAUAGAUCAAAACCUGUUGGCCAAGUCUUGGGCUGGUCCAGACUCCCGCACAGAUGGAACACGACCACGUCCAAGCAGUGCAUCUAAAACAAUGGGCAGAGAUUAUCCACGGCCUUGGUUGAGUGGUAGUAAGCCAAUGAAGAGUGUAGGAGCAGGGGACAGGGACAACAUGCGACCACCUGCUCGAACAGGUAUGUACACUGAAACUCUUUUAAAACAAGGAAACAGUAGCUAACAGACAGCAAUGAGUCUCUGUGAAGCACUGUGUUAUGUACACUGCUUUAAUACAAGCAUUGCACAAUUUCAAACUGACCUGAGCUCAUGAGACCUCUUAAUACUAAAAGAUUUUGUUUCAGGAAGAAAGAUUUUUAACUGAAAGUUUCUUUUUCAUAGGCAGGGAAUUGUUGCUGCCAUUUGUAACUUAAACCUGCCCCAAGAUAAACUUUUUUUUAUUCUAAAAGUUGUCAAAAUAGUUUAAUUAAACAGAUCACUGUUUAAUUCAACUAUUGCUUGCUCUCCAGUCGCAAGUACAAGACUCAUAAAUAGCUGCUUACACUAGUUAUUCGAACUUAGCAGAACUCUAUAAGUGAGAUCAGUUUUGAAUUCUUGUAUAAUUUUGUUGCAAUGAAAGAUGAAUUUAAUUUUUCAUUCUCUCUAUCUGUUGUCUUAUUCAUUUAUUUUUAAAUUUAGGACAAACCCAAAGUGAUGGCGAGAGACCACCAUGGAAUCACAGGACUGCUGUACCAUCACAGGACUUUGAUGAGUGGUUUAACAUGCAGCACAGGCAACCCAGGACUGCUGAUCAAGAUGUCAGGGCAUAUCAAGGAAGUAGGUGACAUGCAGCUUAAUGCAAAGUUAGAUACUUUUUAAACUCAGUUGCAGUGUAGGCCUGUUCUUUUCCUCAAAUCUUGUACUGACUACAACAUUUAAAACAAAGGUUCUUGGUAAAAUGUUACAGAUAUGCAUUUUUAUUUGACAACGGCAAUUGUCACAAGGCAUUUUCAUUUAUUUGAAUGUAAAUCUCUUUCUUUAUAGCUUCAUCAUGGGGAAGAAAUGGGGAAAUGGUAUGUACUAGAUGUAAAAUUAUUCAAUUUUACUGACUACAUUAGUUUUAGUGUUGAUUAAAGUAGUCUACAGUCCUGAUUAGACAAUUGCACCACUUUGUGUCUGUUACUCAAAAGAUGACUUGCCAGGUCCUAUACUUGUACUUUGAAUUCUCUUUUAUUAAAUGCCCUGGCCUUGAGAUGUCUAGGGUUAAUCAAGAUUGUAUAAUUUAGUGUUAAUUUUGAUAUUCAACAUUUUCUACAAGGCCUUGAUUGAGUGUAAGGUACUUUUAAUGAGAAGUGUAAGUAAUUCUUGCAUUACUUUCAUUUAGUCUGCCCCCCAACUUCCUAACUUCAAUAAGCAUGUUCUCCAUAUGCCCUCAAUUCAUUUCUCAUGACAUUGACAGGGAGAAUUUGUUUGACAAUCAAGAGCAUCUAAGGUUUGCAAUCCUUACCUUGAUCUCGAUGUUUGAGUCAGCGGUGACACUUUGUGUGGAAAUAAGUCACUUGGCAUUAAGCAAUAGAGGAGGACUGAGAUGUUUCCUUUUCAAAGUAUUGUUGAUUGAGUGUAAUUUAAUAGAGAACAAAUUACCUGGUUUUUGUAUGCAGGGUGUUUGAAACCUUUUCAUUUCCUUUGAAUUCACAGGCAGUGCCAGCAGAAAGGAGAGUAAUUUACAACCGCCGGACUUCUUCAUCAGGUUCAGCAAACUAUGUUGAUGAUAAUCUGGAAGAUGAGCUCAAUAUGGGGAAGGAUAUAAAAACCAGAGAAGAAGAAAAUGAUUCAUCAUCUGUGGCAUCAUAUGGGUGAGAAUGAAAAUGUUCAAUAAAUUACUUGUGCUUGUAACGGCUUUUUAUGAUGAACAGUGCCAUGCAACUGCACAGUACAACUGUAUUUAGACUACUGAGUACAUUUUAUGAUAUUUUUACAGGUCUUCUAGGUCACGGAAAACAAAAGCAAGACAUGCGGCUGAAGAACAUCGCCGGCAGCUUCAAGCUCUUCUCGUGAACAAGGGUCACCAGGGUGGAGAUGUUAAUGGCAUAAAUGAUGGUGAAGACCACCAUGAUGAUGGCACUGAAUUAUUAGGUAGUUUAAAAUAAUGAUGACAUGAUCAAAUUGGAAAAUUAUUAUGCAUUGAAGAUGUUCAUUGUUGAAUAUUUUUUGUCUGAAGAAAAUGUGGAUGAUCUGGAGUCUGAAGGGGUGUCAAACAGGGGCAGUAAGGGAUCAAGACUAUCCAAGGUAAAAUUUAAGAUGUAGUGGCCUAAAUUCCUGUAAAAUAUAUGUAUCUAAUUGAAAAACAAAUUUUGUAAUGGGCUAAGAGAGCUUUUUAACCAGAAGCAGCAGUCAUUCAGGUUACUAGGCUGAAAUAAAGAGCCUGACAAUUUGGUUUGUUUCUUGAAGCAUCUUGACAUUUUUUUUUAUUGGCAGUCCAUUAGACAAGGAAAUGGAACAUCAGAGUCUAUACGUGUUAGCAUAUGUGCCAGAUGCGCCAAGUAAGUUCAUCGAUAAUGAAAAUUUGUUUCGACUAUUUUUUACAGUUAUGCUGGUAUGCAGUGCAAACUGGGUGUGGAAUAGGCCAUGCUUGUGGCUAUGCUUUGCACCAAGUGCAGUUUUUGGUUUGGUACUUAUUAGUCCAAACAGUUCUUUAACAUGCUCUUUUGCAUGUUGGUGAGAUUAGUUCUUGUUUGUAGACCUCUUGCACACUGGCAAGAUUAGUUCCUGUUUUUGUAGACCCUUUUUGUAUGUUGGCAAGGGCAUUGCCUUUGGUUGCAUGUUGUGAAUCCUGUGAAAUUAAAUCAGCUGAUGGCAGCUUUAACACUCAUUGUUUCCAGUGGUUGCAAACUCUAGGCAAACUUUGUUUAUAAAUAUGGCAAGAAAUUAGCUGACAACUUUGCACUAACUUGGCCCUAGCCCUUCUGGCCAUAUUGUUCUAUCCUUGCAGUCAAAGAGCUGAACUUAGAAUCAACAAGUAUGGUUCAACUCAUGAAUUAGGUUGUCCUUUUGUGUGAUCUUUACUCUGGUUCUGGUUGUCCAAAGGUUGGAUAACGCUAUCCACAGGAUAAAUCUCCAUCCAGUGAAUAGCGCAGCACAUUUUUUUUGACACUUAUCUGCUGGUCAGUGAUUUAUCCGUUGGAUAGAAUUUUCCACAUUUUGAACAGCAAGGCACAGCUGUGCAACUGAAUUACAAAGGCCAAGUUAGUUAUGAUAAUCACACAAUAAAUUAUCUAAGCUACAUGUAUCAAUAGCCUCUAGAGCAUUUGCUGAAAACAGGAUAUCUAUUUUUGAUACAGGGUUAUUACUGGUCAAGCAAGUGAUAAAAAGUCAGAAGGUGUGUUUGUAGAUUGUGCAUAUAUGUAUCCUUUUUGUCCUAAGAAAUUAUUUUUGAGCAAUAUGUGUAUUUUUACAUUUCAGUUGGAAGUAUUUAUUCAGGAAGUGAAGGUAAACAGCUUUGGCUCUAAAUUCUCUUUUCAUGUGAGAUGUGUUGUUUUUUUAAGGAUUAUUGUUAUUGAUCUUGAUGUUACUGUAUCAAUGGUUAACAGUCAAGAACUUCUGUAGUUGGUGAUCAUUCCUAUUAUUCUUGCAACCUUAAUGUGUAAUUCAAGGGUGAUACUGUAAGGAGAAAUUAGAUGCUGGUCACUCUUGGAGGUAAACCAGUUAAAGGAUGUUAAACAGGUGACUAAAAUAUGGUUGACCUUUCAUAUUUUUUUUCCCUCUGGUUUUCAUCUCAGUUGAUGACAACUUUGAAAGUGUUUCUCAAGUUGGAAGUACGGUAAGUUUUUUUAUUGGGUAUAUCAUCAUCGUUGUUGUUGUCAUUUUCAUCAUUAUCAUUAUUGCUAUCAUUGAUUACUUUCAAAUUGAAGCCUUAAACCUAUCACUUGUGUCUUUUUAGACUGGACAAAGAAGACCUCCUGUGUGGCCUUCAGGAUUUGACUCAGAAAGUAAGACGACUCUCUCUUUACAUAAUUUGGGGAAAAUGAAGAUUAUCCUUUGCAAUUUUCAAAAGAAAUUGCAUAGUCAUUUAUUUAGAAAAGCCAUCUUUUUUUUUUUGUUCCUCCCUUUCAUCCUUUGUUACUUAUCCAGGAUUUUGUGGGUUUUUCUCCUGUUGAGUGUAAUUUGGGCUUCAAAGAAAACCACUUCAAACUUAGCCAAUGACUUAGUACAUUUUAUAACAGUUGUACGAUAGGCAUAACUUAACAUUCCUUUCUUCGUCUGUCUUCCUUUGUGAAGGUGACUCGAGCCCACGGAAAGGUCAGCAGCACAUGUGGCAAAGUCCAGGUAGAUCUCCAGGUAGAUCUCCAGGCAGAUCUCCAGUAAAGGGAAAACACAUGUUUCGGUGAGUAGACUGAUAAAACUCUGGCCGGUUUUUACUUUCUCCUUCUCUCCACCUCAGCUUUAACCUUAUCUUGGCCUGUAGGUGAAAUCUUAAGGUUAUGAUAAAGAAGAAUUGUCGUGUAAUUCUUUUCGGAGUGUCCAGCGUGUAUUUUCACUGAUGUGUUCUUUUUCAGGGGUGGUUCUUUUACCAAUGAACAACCGGACAGUUCCAGGCCCCCUUCGGCUUCUUCAAGUCGUAGUGACCUGGUGUACUCGGGAAGACAACAAAAGUCUUGGAACUUUGACGGAUAUUCCUCUGAUAAUGACGUAAUGCAGCAUUUUUCAAGCGUUUUUUUUUCUCUUUUUUUUCAUGAUUUUGAGCAGUCUUUUUAACAUGGUUACUCACAAUUUCAUUCCCUCUUUUCUCUUCAAAUUUAGACCGAAGUCAAUUUUGACCGAGUUGGGUCCCCUCAAUUACAAGGAAGUCGUCCAUGGAACCGCGCCCCACUGGAAAGCGGAAGUGAAACGGACUUGGACGCAAGACAAAGUAAGAAAGCAUUGCUUGACUUCAGACAACGAUAAUGUUACGUUGCGUGACCUCCAAAACCACUGCACUGUGAACAACAUGACACCAAUAUUGGGUGAUUUAGAGCACAGCUCACGAAUGAAAAGUCGCGUGACCUUUUCCUUUUUCCUUACGGUACUUCCAAUUGUAUCGCCAAAAGAACCUUUUCCAACAAAGAGUCAUAACAAGAGAUAUGAUGUCUUUUUGAAACAUUUAAUUGCAGGAAGACGAAUCCCAGAACGGAGAUUUGCUCGGUUUAACAGCGGGGAUGAGUCAGACUCAACUUAAUAAAAGGCCGCGAAAUUACACAUGAAGACUGUCGAUUAUCGCCACUGGAGAGGUUCACGAUAUUUACCGAAUCAAUUUUAUCCGAUAGGAAUUUUUUAUCAUAUCAAUCUUUGCAACACUAACCAAGAUACACGUAUUUAUUGUCUCUGUGGACUUAGAAAAGUAAAAUGUGCACUUUAGGAAGAGAAUGAUUUUUUUGCUGAAGGACUCACCCCUAUUGUAUGUUCCCCUUAAACUGGAAUAUUAAAGUUUAUUUUAUGUACAUUUGAUUAUACUUGGCACACAAAUACUAUCAAAAGACAAUAAUAUGUCUGCCUUUUUAAGCUAGUUUUAUAUAAUAGACAUGCAUUUAUCAAAAUCGAACAAAAGCUUUUAAAAUAAAGUUAGAUUAGCAGCAUGGAGA